AACUACGACUAGUUGCGCAAUCAAGACUGACUCAUUCUCCCUCUCGCAGUAAAAACAAAAAAGCGCCAAGGGGGACGGUGGGACACUCGCUAUCACAUUUAAUCUUGAACAGACUUUUCUCGUAAUAGGCCAGUGCUUGAAGAAUACAGAAGUCUGCAACUGAGCCAAGGAAUGUACGCGUGUUAGUGUCAGAUACUCCGUGACAUGACAGCACAAAACGCUGCGUUUGCACAACGCUAGACUGUACUAACAAACAACACCACCACCUGUAUCUCUAUCAGUAUGGAUCAGAAGUUUAUAUAUCCGGUAACGGGGUUAAGUACCGAAAUUGGACUUGAGGAAAUACAAGGACUGAUGUCGCUGUGAUCAUCUUAUUUUAAAUACAGCACCACCGUCACACAAGAGGCCGGAUGGAUUUUAUUUUUAGCAUUAUCAUAGCUAUUUCCUGGAAAUUAGAAUUUCUGUUAUAAAUAAUAAUAAUAAUAAUAAUAAUAAUAAUAAUAAUAAUAAUAAUAAUAUGAAGGAACAUUGUGGUGGUCGGUUUGUGCUGCCUUGGCCAACCGGCCGUGCGUUCUGUCAGGACAAUAACAAAAAUAUUAUUAAUAAUAAUGAUAAUAACGUGAUCGACCUGGAGCGGGAGAAGAGAUGGGCCGAACUUUUCGACCAGCUGGACCUGAAUAAAGAUGGGCGAGUCGACGUCCACGAACUACGGCUAGGGCUGGCCGCCUGGGGAAUGUUACCAAGGCAUGACGCGGAGGAGCAGAUCCUGCGGGUAGGGGACACUAACCUGGACGGGCAGCUGGAUUUCGAGGAGUUCAGUCGGUACCUGCGGGAGCAUGAGAAGGAGCUCAGACUCAUGUUCCGAAGCCUGGACAAGAACAACGACGGAGAGAUCGAUGUGUCUGAGAUCCAGCAGUCUCUGCACAGUCUGGGGGUGUGUGUAUCCUACGUGGAGGCAGAGAAGAUACUGCUCAGUAUGGAUAAGGACGGGACGAUGACUGUAGACUGGAACGAGUGGAGAGACCACUUCCUGUUCAACCCCAUCACCAACAUGGAGGACAUCGCAUAUUACUGGAAACACUCUGUGGUCCUGGAUAUCGGGGAGUGUCUCACGGUCCCGGAUGAAUUUUCGGAGCAGGAGAAGCGCACAGGGAUGUGGUGGAAGCAGCUGGUGGCAGGGGGGAUGGCAGGAGUUGUGUCCAGAACUGGCACUGCUCCACUUGACCGACUCAAAGUGUUCUUGCAGGUUCACGGUUCGAGGGAUCGCAGCCUGCAUGUGCUGAGGGGUCUGCGGGGGAUGGUUGCGGAGGGGGGCUUACGCUCGCUGUGGCGGGGGAACGGAAUCAACGUUCUCAAAAUCGCACCCGAGUCCGCCAUCAAGUUCAUGGCCUACGAGCAGAUCAAGAGAGCGAUCAGAGGCAACGAGGGGACGCUGCGGGUGCAGGAGCGCUUUGUUGCGGGGUCCCUGGCAGGGGCCACAGCACAGACCAUCAUCUACCCCAUGGAGGUGUUGAAGACACGUCUGACCCUGCGUAAGACUGGCCAGUACUCUGGCAUGUGGGACUGUGCUCGACAGAUCCUGCGCAAAGAGGGGGUGCGGGCGUUCUAUAAGGGGUAUGUCCCCAACAUGCUGGGCAUCAUCCCCUACGCAGGCAUCGACCUGGCCGUGUAUGAGACCCUAAAGAAUGCCUGGCUUCAGAACUACAGCCACAACUCUCCUGACCCAGGGAUCCUGGUUCUGUUAGCCUGUGGAACGACCUCCAGUACCUGCGGACAGCUCGCAAGCUACCCCCUCGCACUGAUCCGCACCAGGAUGCAGGCGCAAGCCACAGUGGAGGGGGCACCCCAGCUCUCCAUGUUUGCUCUGUUCCAACACAUAGUCUCCAGAGAGGGGGUACCAGGGCUCUACAGGGGCAUUGCCCCCAACUUUAUGAAGGUCAUCCCAGCCGUCAGCAUCAGCUACGUGGUUUACGAGAACAUGAAGAGGGUGCUGGGGGUGGCCUCCAAGUGAAAGAGGAAACCGGCUCCAUUCAGGCUGCUGUUCGGUGGAGGAGCUGUGUGGGGAGCUAUAGGAGACCUGGAGCCAACAUGGCCAACACAGGGAGACAGUUUCUCAGCUUUAUCAAACCGAAGCGCACAACCACACUCAAUUUUUUUAGUAAAGAGUUAUUUAUUUUACUAUACUGGAAACAGUGAAUCAGUGAAGGGCUCUUAUACAUAAACCAUAGGACUUAAAGCACAGCUAUGACCAAAUGUUUUGCAUCACCUGGGAUUUUAGGAUUGAAGAAAUUAACAUAAUUUAGAUAUUGUAUUUAACAUUGUGUAGUCAAAGAAACUAGCGGGGAGCCGUAAUAGUAGUACAGUAUUUUGUGUUAGAUUUUGAAAUGUCACAUUUUUCAAUUUGUCCGUUUUUUGUUAAAUAUAUGGGCAAAGCGGUAUGUAAUUCAAUGUUAAUGUAACAUUAUUCAGCAGGAUUCAUUUUGACUUUAUCAAGCAAAAGUUAAUUAUAUAGGGUGAUGGAAAACUUUUGGUCAUAGCUGUAGAAUGUACUGUUAAUCAAACUAGUGAAAUAUGAACAAAAUGAUACUGAUUCACUGUAUAUACUGUAAAAAAAAAAUAUAUAUAUAUAUAUAUAUAUAUAUAUAUAUAUAUGUGUGUGUGUGUAAAAAUGGAUCCGAUUUGAUCUGCUCAGUUACAUUCGAUUUAUUGGACUGUGCUAUAUUUGAAAGUCCCUAACCACUCUGACCAAGAUGGAGGCUACGACUUGGAACUACAACUCCCAGCAUGCAACACCCCCAACAAAAAUAAUAAUGGGGAGAGGAAGCCAUAUUUGGCGGUUAAAAAAUGAACAUCUUGCCAAUCCUAAAGAGCCAGCUCUGCAGUGGAGAAGCAUGUGUCUUGCACUGGUUUAGUGUCAUUAACUCAUCAGCCACUAGGAGCAGAUCCUUAACGGUAUGUUUAUUUAUUUAUUUGUUGAUUUUGUUAAGUUCCAAACGGUGCAUUGUGUGAAAAACAAAUCUGGUGUCUACAGCAAAAAAAAUCUUCAAUGCUGCAAAAUCCUGACCAGACCCAGUGCAAAUUAACACAGAGACAGGCAUUAUUUCAUUGUCUCAGGUUUUGUGUGUAUAUGCAGUAUGUGUGUGUUGUAAUAGAGUGCUUGCAGCAUGUGUCCGGUUAGAAACAUGUUUCAAACCGGUGUGUGGCAAGAAUCAUGUGGGAAUAUGUAAAUAUCUAUUGAUUAUUCAAAUACAUUUCUAUCCUUAGCAAGCAUAUCAUGUAAUUCAUAUCAUGUACACACAGGUAAGACGUGUUUUCAAAUUUUUAAUAAGCAGCUGUGUUACUAUACUGUGAUUUACCACAAGGGGGAGCUGUUAAUUACAUUGGCAAAGUUUCUGUUUUUACAGUGACCACUAGGUGGGGAGCUCUCUGUUUAUGAUAUUCUUAAAUGCUAAUUUAAGACUCUUAAAUCAUGCAAUCACCCUUGAACUGUGUAUAGUUAGUUAUUAAUUAGGACUAGGUGACUUACUUAAAUGACUCACUGAAUACAAUUCAGAUACAGUGUAAGGGGAUCUGUGAUAGAGAAAUAUAAAUCCUAAAAGAAACUGAAAAGACUUUCUCAGUGUCCACAUGUUUCAAAUACAUUCGGUUUCUUUUAGUAUUUCUAAAUUCAGCACUAUUGAGUGUUUAGUAGUUAUGAAUGUGCUAGAUAUGAAUUCUACAGUGUGGCGGAAGCUCUCUGGCAUCACCCACUGGUCACUAGAGGAAUAGUGCACAGUGCUCUCAGAUCAUCACAGCUGCAUGAGGUAUUCUUGCUCAGGAUUUGGUCUCAUCUGGCCGUUGUCUCUGCCCCUUCUGCUUCUGCUGUGUCAGGGUUCAUAUCAGGGUUAAGAAAGCAGUAGACAAAGUCUUACAUGCUGUAGUGCUCUCUAGUGGUGCUGGCUUCUGUUCACUUUCCUAAAUGUUUAAACACAUUUAAACUACAAGACUGAAUGUGUACAGCAUUGCAUACUAUAUGGAAAAGACUGUGAAGAAAUACUUAAUAUUAAAUAAAUCGGCCUGGAUUGUAGAGAUACUGUUGUGUGUGAACAUAUGCUAAAAUAUAUAUUUCAAUGUUUUUAAACAUUUAUGAAAAAUGUUUUAGACUCAGAAGUAUGAACCUAGUUGUGUCCAGUAACACUCAGAUGCAGGUGAAGGUACUAGCCCAUACAUCACUAGCACAUGAAUCACUAGCAUAUAUAUCACUAGCACAUACAUUAUUAGCACAUGCAUUACUCGUACAUGCAUCACUAGCACAUAAAUUACAAGCACAUGCAUCACUAGCACAUGCAUCACUAGCACAUAUAUCACUAGCACAUAUAUCACUAGCAUAUAUAUCACUAGCACAUGCAUCACUAGCACAUGUAUUACUAGCACAUGCAUCAAUAGUACAUGUAUCACUAGCACAUGCAUCACUAGCACAUACAUCAGUAGCACAUACAUCAGUAGCACAUGCAUCCUUAGCACAUACAUCACUAGCACAUACAUUACUAGCACAUACAUUACUAGCACAUGCAUCACUACCACAUACAUCACAACCACAUACAUUACUAGCACAUACAUCACUAGCACAUACAUCACAACCACAUACAUUACUAGCACAUACAUCACUAGCACAUACAUCACUAGCACAUACAUUACUAGCACAUACAUCACUGGCACAUGCAUUAAGAACAUAAGAACAUAAGAAAGUUUACAAACGAGAGGAGGCCAUUCAGCCCAUCUUGCUUGUUUGGUUGUUAGUAUCUUAUUGAUCCCAGAAUCUCAUCAAGCAACUUCUUGAAGGAUCCCAGGGUGUCAGCUUCAACAACAUUACUGGGGAGUUGGUUCCAGACCCUCACAAUUCUCUGUGUUAAAAAGUGCCUCCUAUUUUCUGUUCUGAAUGCCCCUUCAUCUAAUCUCCAUUUAUGACCCCUGGUCCUUUUUUCUUUUUUCAAGUCAAAGAAGUCCCCCGGGUUGACAUUGUCUAUACCUUUUAGGAUUUUGAAUGUUUGAAUCAGAUCGCCACGUAGUCUUCUUUGUUCAAGACUGAAUAGAUUCAAUUCUUUUAGCCUGUCUGCAUACGACAUGCCUUUUAAACCCGGGAUAAUUCUGGUUGCUCUUCUUUGCACUCUUUCUAGAGCAGCAAUAUCCUUUUUGUAACGAGGUGACCAGAACUGAACACAGUAUUCUAGGUGAGGUCUUACUAAUUCAUUGUAACAUCACUUCCCUUGAUUUAAAUUCAACACUUCUCACAAUAUAUCCGAGCAUCUUGUUAGCCUUUUUUAUAGCUUCCCCACAUUGUCUAGAUGAAGACAUUUCUGAGUCAACAUAAACGCCUAGGUCUUUUUCAUAGUUCCCUUCUUCAAUUUCACUGUCUCCCAUAUGAUAUUUAUAAUGCACAUUUUUAUUGCCCGCAUGCAAUACUUUACACUUUUCUCUAUCAAAUUUCAUUUGCCAUGUGUCUGCCCAAUUUUGAAUGCCGUCUAGAUCAUUUUGAAUGACCUUUGCUGCUGCAACAGUGUUUGCCACUCCUCCUAUUUUUGUGUCGCCUGCAAAUUUAACGAGUUUGUUUACUAUACCAGAGUCUAAAUCAUUAAUGUAGAUUAGGAAUAGCAGAGGACCUAAUACUGAUCCCUGUGGUACACCACUGGUUACCUCACUGCAUUUCGAGGUUUCUCCUCUAAUCAGUACUUUCUGUUUUCUACCUGUUAACCACUCCCUAAUCCAUGUGCAUGCAUUUCCUUGAAUCCCUACUGCGUUCAGUUUGAGAAUUAAUCUUUUAUGCGGGACUUUGUCAAAAGCUUUCUGGAAAUCUAAAUAGACCAUGUCGUAUGCUUUGCAGUUAUCCAUUUUCAAUGUUGCAUCUUCAAAAAAGUCAAGUAGGUUAGUUAGACAUGAUCUCCCUUUCCUAAAACCAUGCUGGCUGUCUCCCAGGAUAUUGUUACCAUAUAGGUAAUUUUCCAUUUUGGAUCUUAUUAUAGUUUCCAUAAGUUUCCAUACAAUAGAAGUCAGGCUUACUGGUCUGUAGUUACCUGGUUCGGUUUUGUCUCCCUUUUUAUGGAUCGGUAUUACGUUUGCUAUUUUCCAGUCUGUCGGUACAACCCCUGUGUCAAGAGACUGUUGCAUGAUCUUGGUUAGCGGUUUGUAAAUUCUUUCAUUUCUUUGAGUACUAUUGGGAGGAUCUCAUCCGGCCCAGGGGAUUUGUUUAUUUUAAGAGCUCCUAGUCCCUUUAACACUUCUGCCUCUGUUAUGCUAAAGUUAUUUAAAAUUGGAUAGGAACAGGGCGACAUGUGGGGCAUGUUGUCUGUGUCCUCCUUUGUAAAAACCUGUGAAAGUAAUCAUUUAAUAUAUUUGCUAUUUUUUUUCUUCAUCUAUGAUUUUGCCAUUUGUGUCUCUUAGACAUUUAACCUCCUCUUUGAAUGUUCUCUUGCUGUUGGAAAAACAUUUUGGAAUUGGUUUUAGCCCCCUUAGCAAUAUUGAUUUCUAACUCUCUCUUGGCCUUUCUAACUUCCUUUUUGACUUGUGUUUGCAGUUCCAAGGACUCUUUCUGUGUGCUUUGUUUUUGGUCCCUUUUAAACGCUCUGUAAAGUGUCUUUUUUUGCUGAAUAUUUUUUUUAAUUGAUCUAUUAAACCAUUUUGGCCAUUUUGUUUUAGAUUUAGAUUUAGAUUUGUCUACUUUUGGGAUGUAAUUGUUUUGCGCCUCUAGUUAGGGUUGGACGAUAAUGACAUUUUCAGUUAUCAAUUAUCGGCUGUAAAUUAUCACGAUAAUCAUGAUUAUCGGCUGAAAAAAUAACAUGUAAAAUGUCUUGGAAUUUAUCAAAUUUAAAGCUAUAUAUACUUGAGCAAUAUGACAACUGCCUCUACGAGUUUAGAAGCAAUUUUCAAAAAGACCAGCAUCUUUAAUAAAAGUUAUGAAACAAUGGUUGGUUACAAAAAAGCACAAAUAAUAUAACCAAAUGUUUGUUUGGUAGCUUUUCAACUUUUGAAAUAUAAGCUACUUAAAAUUAAAAAAAGUGUUUAAAAAAAACCAAACAAAUUAUAAAUUGCGAUUCAAAAAUAUCAGUUGCUUACGUUGCGGGGUCACUAUCAAUCCACAUCCACUGAACAGCCUUUCAGACGAAACGCUCGUGGCUGGCAAACAGAUACUUGCAAGCUAACAUGGAAAGAUGUGGAAAUGACUGGGCAUGCAUCUACCACCAGUUUAGUGCAUCAACCUCUAUAGCACUUUCAGGUAAGCUGAGAUAACCGAGAAUCUCACGCUGAACAGCUUCUGACACAGACAGGUUUCUUGCAAGUACUUCAGGUUUUCUCGUCUUGAUUUUGACUGCCUGUUUCAAAAGUGAGGUUAAGCCUUCCUUGGUUUUCCUUUUUCUUGAGGUAAGCAAAGUGUGGGAGGUAAGCAAAGUGUGCACAGAUCACGUGUUGCGCCUCACGCAGACAGUUAAGUCCUGUCUUACUGCUUCAAUGCAGAGUUACUGUUACACACAAGCAUAUCAUAGUGGGUAACGGACGAUAAAAUGAUUAUCGAUAAUUAUUUUUCAAAGCAAUACAAUUAUCGAUGCAAAAACAUUAUCGAUAAUAUCACGAUAAUCGAUUAUUGUUGCAACCCUACCUCUAGUACUACAUUUUUAAAGAACAGCCAUCCUUUUUCUGUGGAUGUUUUCUCUAUUUUACUCCAAUCUGCUUCAGGUAGUCUCUGUUUCAUACCUUCAUAGUUUGCUUUUCUAAAAUUGUAAACCUUAGCUUUAGUCAUUACUUUUGGGGUUUUAAUCACUUCAAAUGAGACCAUGUUGUGGUCUGAGUUUGCCAAUGGCUCUCUGGGUCACCGGGUCGUCUCCUGUUAGUUCUAGGAGCCUGUCCACAUUCUCAGUGAUGUGCUUGACAGAGGCUCUGGAAGGCAGCACACUGUUGUAGUAAGGGGGUCCAAACUGCAAACUGAACUUGCUGUGUUUCUCAAUAUGGAGUCCCCAACAAUCAUGACCUCCUUCUUUUUUGCUGCCUGGCCAGCACUGUUUAUAGGGUCCUGGAUGUUGUUCCCUUCAUUCUCUUGAUGUUGGUUUUGGUCAUCUAAAUGUUGAAGUGGCUCAAAUUUGUUGGAUGUUUGGAUUUCUGGUGGUUGUGUUUGACGAAGUUUCUUUUUUUCCCUGCUUCUGCCUAUCUGAACCCAGCUGUUUCGACUCUCUUCCAUCUCCCUGGUGGCUUUCAGUCUGCUAGGGGUGCAGACUUCCAUGAAUUGUGGGUGUGCCAGCUCCUCAAGCUCCUGUUGCUGUCUCAUUUCCUGCAUCUCCAUUUCUAGCACACUUACUCGUCCUGGAUCGUGCUGCACUUUACACACACUUGGUUGAGCUAGGUUGGGUUUUCUCGGAUUUCCCACAUCAUGCAGUUGUCACAGUUUACUGGCUUGAAGACCAUGUUAAUUGUAUUUAUUUAUUUAUUUAUUUAUUUAUUGGAAGCUUAGUUAGCUUCUGCAGCUGUCAACCUUUCAAACUGCUUCUAACUGCUCUGUAUUUUUCCACGACUGUACUUCUCCCACGCUGUCGCAUCCACACGCUGUUGCAGGAAGAACUGCCUUGCUUUGUUGUGUUCUGUUUGCUGCUGGCUCCGCCCCUCUCCCAUUGAGGCAGCACCUUUACAUUGUACACUGUACACUGCACUGCUUGCUUCUUGCAUCUUACUUGGGUUUUAUCCCUGCGAGACAUGCAAGGCCAGUCUGCCUGUGGAGGACAAGCACAGCAGAUGCUCUUCCUGCAUGGGGCCGGAGCAUGCCAAGGAGGCACUGGUGAACCGCAGUUUCUGGGAGUUUUGUGCACCAUUCUGUAAGCGCAGGCUUGAGAAAUGUCUCUCCUGCAGUGCUACAGAGCGUUCUGCAUCCCUCAGUCCUGCACAACGCUCUUCCUCAUCACCCUGUUAGAGAGGUGGCUGCGUUUUCGCCCCAUAGCAUUGUGCCAAGGGAGACCAGAUGACAUAACCGGGAAAGUAGCCCACGCAGGAAACCAUCUUCAGUCUUUCUCAUCCACCUCUGCCUCGCCUUCUCCUCCCCCGAGGAAGAAUAAGAAGAAGAGUCACCAUUCCAAGCGAUCGGCAGACUCGGUGCAGAUGGAGAAAAUCUGGGCAGCUGUUUCCCACCAAGGUACGGUGCUUGCAGAGUUAGAACAUAAGAAAGUUUACAGACGAGAGGAGGCCAUUCAGCCCAUCUUGCUCGUCUGGUUGUUAGUAGCUUAUUGAUCCCAGAAUCUCAUCAAGCAGCUUCUUGAAGGAUCCCAGGAUGUCAGCUUCAACAACAUUACUGGGGAGUUCCAUACCCUCACAAUUCUCUGUGUAAAAAGUGCCUCCUAUUUUCUGUUCUGAAUGCCCCUUUAUCUAAUCUUCAUUUGUGACCCCUGGUCUUUGUUUCUUUUUUCAGGUCAAAAAAGUCCCCUGGGUCGACAUUGUCUAUACCUUUUAGAAUUUUGAAUGCUUGAAUCAGAUUACUGCGUAGUCUUCUUUGUUCAGGAUUAAAUAGAUUCAAUUCUUUUAGCCUGUCUGCAUACGACAUGCCUUUUAAACCCGGGAUAAUUCUGGUUGCUCUUCUUUGCACUCUUUCUAGAGCACUGCGUGAACGUUCUGCGCCGCCUGCCCCCUUUGGGUCCCAGGGGGCUACAAGCACAGAUUGGCCACAGAAGAACAUACUGUCCAUCGCCACCUCUGAGGAGGGGGGCGAACAGUUCCGUUGGAUGACGUGGAAUCUGACAGUACUUCCCUGACAGUUAUGCUUUCCCUAUCGGCAGAGCUUCUACCGCUGAUCAAGAAGGCCACUGCAAUCUUGCAAGUGCGCUGGCAGUCAAUUUUUGAGGACGAUCCUACCGCCUCUCCCGUAUCCCCCCCCCCCCCCCCCUUCACUCAGAUUUUCUUUUUGAGAUCCAGUCAUCCUGGAGUCAUCUGGCUACAGCUCCUGCUCUUCCCUGGUUGAUGGACAUCCUUUAUCAGGUGCAUGAUGCAGAGAAGCUGGGCCUGACCCAUUUUCCGCCGAUGGAGGCUUCAAUUUCCAUCUUUUCCACGCACCUAAUUUAGCACUCCUGUCCAAGGAUGCUGCUUGCCCUAACGAGCAGUGCCGGGUCUCGGAGGUGAUACGCAAGCGUGCCUAUGCAGCCAAUGCGUUCGUCACAUGGCUAGGCAAUUGUAAUAGCAUUAUGGUUGCCUACCAGUCCCAUUUGCGGAGGUCCCUUUCUGAGAGUCAAAGGCCCUCUCCACAACAGCUGGAUGAGCUGCGCCUGUUAAUAAGAACCUACUUCGGGCAGGCUGUAGGGAGGAACCUGGCUGCGCUGAUAGCUGCAUGCAGGCAGCUUGGCUUUCCCUGAAUUUACCUGACAAAGCACCGCUGUUGGAUGCCCCAAUUACACAAAGCACCCGCGGUGGAUGAGAUGCUGCAGCGCGUAGGUUCGCCUGCUGCCUAAAUGACCAUCUCCAGUGCGCAAACCAGCGGCAAACCGGAGGUGAAGUUCGGAACCGGCCUGCGGCUGCUCGCCCAGAGGCUUUAAUAAGUUCCACUGCCCAGCGCAGCGACAGAAGCCUCAGGCCAAGCCACAAGCUGAGCAGCAGCCCUAGAAGUUUUCAGGGGGCCAUUUGGAGUACUGGCGUCAGUGCACCGCGGACAUCUAGGGUGACUUCCAUUCAAACCAGCUACUCACUGCAGUUCAAGAACAGUCCCCCUCCCUUUCGGGGCAUGACUCCAACAUCAGUCACAGACCCACAGGACGCUACAAUGGUGUCUCAGGAGGUAGCAGCUCUGUGUAUUCGUAUGGUACACUCCCUCCAGUUGGAGGACGGGUUCUAUCCAGGUACUUCCUAGUGCCCAAAUGGGAUGGUGGCCUCAGACCAAUCCUCGACCUCAGACAAGUCAACCUUAUCUGAGCUGAAGGAGGUUCCAAAUGUUGAUGAUGCAACAGUUGUUGCAGUCAAUCAGGCCAGGUGACUGGUUAACCAAGGUGGACCUCAAGAACACCUGUUUCCACAUCCCCAUAAAACCAGUGCACAGGAAGUACCUACGGGUCGCCUUUCAGGGAACAGCGUCCCUUUCUUGCCAUUUUGGCUUCUCCCUAACUCUCCAUGACUUCUCCAGAAGUGCUUGGAAGCUAUCCUGGCCCAUUGAGACUCAAAGGCAUCAGUGCUCAGUUAUCUGGACAACUGGCUCAUUUUUGCCCAGUCUUCAGCUCAGGCAGAGGCCCACACGGAACUUGUCACCGGCCAUCUUUGCCGGUUGGGCCUUAUGGUGAAUCAGGCGAAGAGCCAGCUCACGCCUUCUCAGACAGCCUGCUAUCUAGGAGUGUGCUUGGACUCCAGGUCCAUGCUGUCCACUCUGUUGGACGGCAGUGCAGAGAAUCAGAGAAUAGCCACCUGUUUAGAGCUCUUUCAGCUCAACAGAGCGCUCAUGGUAGUGACGUUCCAGAGACUUGUGGGCUUGAUGGCAGCAGCUUCUCAGACCUUUACAUUGGGACUCCUGCACAUGCGCCCUUCUGCAGGCCUGGUUCACAGCAGGGUUUUUUAGGUUGUUCGAGGGAGACGCGUGCUUGUCUGUACGGACAAUACAACAGUGGUGGCGUACAUAAACCACCAUGGCGGACUCAGAUCUCCCAGGCUCCUUCGCGUGCGCCACAGGCUUUUGCUGUGGAAAAAACCUCCUCUCACUGCGGGUGACAAACUGGGCAGCGGACCUCCUCUCUAGGUCAGUUCCCAGCACCUCAGAGUGAAGGCUCCACCCCUAGGUGGUGAGCCUCAUCUGGGAGAGGUUCGGGACAGCAGAGAUGGCUUUGGUAUACUCACCCAUUAGGUAAUGGUUACAAUUAGUACUUGAUAGGGAACGUUAGGUUAUUACCAUAACUCUGGUUCCGUCAAAUAGGAGAGUAACCAUUAACCUGCAAGGUCUGCGUCCAUGAUUGCAGUUAAACAUUUUUUUUUGUAUUUAUCACUAAAUAAAUAUCAAAUAAUUUGAGGUAUUGACUUGAUUUCAAAUCCUGAGCAAGAAACAAACUUUAGAUUUUAAAAUAAAAAAUGAUAGCCUUUUUUUUUAACAUAAACAAUAUGUAAAUCUACUGUAUUUAAGAAAGUAACUACUGAAUGUAAUUUAAUAUAUUAUUACUACUAUGAAGAUUAUGAUAAAUGUGAUUGUGUUAUUUAUGUAAGCAUGAUAUGACCUUGGUUGGUGUAAUGAUAUAUAGAGGGAGAGAGAUUUGAAGCCUCUAGCUGCAUGCUGCAUACAAUCUUAAUGUGAUCAGUGACGCUCUACAAGGGAAUCUUCAUUUAUUCAGAGGUGUAAAAAAUUGUUUGGAAUGCAAGCUUUUUUAUUUUACUUUUUCUUGCUUUCUUUUUUCUUUCUCAUGUGUUCCCUCUUUUCUUCCUUUGUUCUUUUUGUCUUUCUCACUCUGUUCUAAAAUGUAUUAGGUUCAUUGGGGUGAAAUGUCAAUCUUUGAAUGUGAAUGCACUACCCUCUGUAUGUAUUGUUUUCAGGCAUUUCAACCUUGCAAUAAAAUGUUUUAAAACUUGAGCACUAUGGAAAAGCUGCUCCUGACCGCUUUGUGAAAGCUCUGAAUGGCUGUAGCACUCUGUAGCGUGUUGUUGGCAUGAGUGUUUUAUAAUUAUGUAAUGUCCUGCUGAUAGUCACAGUUUUUAAAUAAAGCUUUUUUUCCCUUAAA
Molecule: messenger RNA, 12686 nt
Organism: Acipenser ruthenus (sterlet)
Lineage: Eukaryota; Metazoa; Chordata; Actinopteri; Acipenseriformes; Acipenseridae
Product: mitochondrial adenyl nucleotide antiporter SLC25A23-like
Exons: 10
Coding region: 518-2011 (497 amino acids)
Biological process (GO): transmembrane transport
Cellular component (GO): mitochondrial inner membrane
Molecular function (GO): ATP transmembrane transporter activity; calcium ion binding
Source: RefSeq, a predicted model, not a curated record